This is a messenger RNA of Trichoderma citrinoviride, 1810 nucleotides long. RefSeq lists its product as hypothetical. The transcript is spliced from 2 exons. NCBI's taxonomy places the organism in Eukaryota, Fungi, Ascomycota, Sordariomycetes, Hypocreales, Hypocreaceae. The annotation marks the transcript as partial. The record is from RefSeq and is a predicted model, not a curated record.
GUCGAAUCCCAUGUACACCACUCAGGCUGGCCGCCUCAUCGUUAGUGUUCUCAGCGCAAACCCGAGCGCGUUUGUUCUCAUGGUGGCGCCGACAGUCACGCAUAUCAAGGAUAACUUGCGCCACCGGAAGUCUGUCACUCAUAGCCAGGACCUGCUCAAAAUUCUCAAUGUCAUCCUGGAGACAAGGCUUCUCCUGUCACAGACCCAGAUGACAGAGGAACAGAAGAGCGAUUUCGUCGCUGUUGACGGCGUCUUCAAGAACCUCUACAACGACGUGUAUAAAGGCCCCGUCGGACUUGGCAGCAACGCCAAUGCCAAUGAGGACGACAUUAAAAUCGCGACCGAGGCCGUCCAGGGUGUUGGUGCGCUGAUCUCUCAGAGAACCGUACCUCUUGGACCAGAAAAUGAUGGUGGCCUACUUCUCCCUGAAGCGACAUGCUCCGAAAUCUGCCAAGCACUUUUUGCAAUCCCGCUCAGCGCUUUCAGCAACCAUUCUUCAAACUUGAACCUGGAUGAUCUUCUGAACGAGACGGCAAAGGCCCUGCACCGGGCCGUCCAAGCCUACGCAUCUGGCUUCAGGCCUCUGGUCGAUCAGUUCGUAUCCGUCGUCCGGGACAGUCGUGACGACCAGAGCGACGAGGCUGCUGACAAGAUUCAAAGAAUUGGCUCUCUGUUGGCUUAUGUCGGAUGCUCCGAGUUGCCGAAGUCUCAUAUCAACGGGAGACAUCACUUCUUGGCUCUGAUUCAUGUCCUAACUGCCGAAUUGACAGCGGCAAUAGACGCCAAGGCCAGCCCAAAGAUUUGGUGCGCUCUGAUUGUGGGUAUUCAAGCAGCUGCACGCUACUUCAACGAUGCUUGCUUGAAGCAUACCCCGGAGACAGACCAGGUGUUCGACGGCACCAUGUGGCUAUAUCGGGCCACUUACAAGUAUCCGGAGCUGCGGUCCCUCGCCGGGGAGGACGAAGACGGCUCUGCGCCUAGUUACAGCAGCGCGCCGCCGUCAAAGGAAGUGACUGCUACUGAGCUGCGCAACAACUUUUUGCUCAUUGGCCUGGUGGCUGUCAGAAGCCUUUACCGCCGCGCAACGGCCGCAAUUGGCCCCGUUCCAGGCACUCAGAAGCCUGCGCUCCAGCUUAGCGGCGACUUUGACGGUUCUGAUAAGCCCUCAGAGUAUCAGUAUCUGCAUCUGAUUUCUGACUUUGCUGGUUUUGUUCUUCGUGAGAUGGGUGAAGCCCAGCAGGCUUCGCUGAAGCUCGACCACUACUUUCUAAAUCUGUUCCAGGAGGAAAUCAUCCCAAUUCCGGCUUCGACAUCGGAGGAAGAAAGAAAAGCAAGGCUCGAAAAGUAUACAGACGAGCAAGGCUCAUCAUGGGGCUGGUUGACGGAAAAGUCUGUCAACAUCCUUUCUCUGGGGCUUUUGGAGGCAAUGAGGCCUUCUGUUGUUGCCAAACUCUUCGACUCUGGUGUAGCGCAGGAACUCUUGGUCAGCGGUACAUUGAGUGCUUCUCUCAACCAAAGCUCCCUCACCAGACCCGUCACCCGGUCCAUCCUAACCAUUCUGGCAAACAAGUAUAAGAUCGAGAGCAUCGGCUACCUGAUGUCGCGGCUGGAAGGCCGAUUGGACACCGCUCUGCAAAACGCGCAAAACUCUGCCGACAGUGACGAUGCCGCCCGGUAUCUGGAGCAGGUAUCCUCCGUCUACGCAAUCGUCAGCGGACUGAUACGUCGACCCAGCGGCACGCAAGCCCGAGGCCUCAUCCAACGGCUGCGGGAAGCCCCGAGGAACGCGAAAACCGGCCACCUGCUAGCU